CCGACCGAGCGGCGAUGAAUUCUUGCCAGGAGGGUCAGUCGGACUUGGAGGUGAUUUUAGAAUUCCUGGAGGAGUACCAUAGACAAAACUCAGAAAACAAUGGUGUGCAAGAGGAUGCAACCAGUGUGGACAAUGACACUUGGGAGCAAUGCUGGAGGCCUUGUGAGCGACCUAGCAUCCCAAGUGGCCCUCAGGCGGCGCCUUGCGAGCCCCCUGCUGCCUCUGUGACGGCAAGACAAUUAAGCACACAUCAAGCCACGGCAGCGGGCAGCGGUCGAAAGGUUCGUCUGUUUCACUUCCUCUUCGAGAUGCUGGAGGACCCCGCCAUGGCCCACUGCUUAUCCUGGGUGCCGUCAUCCUCGGGCGUCUUCCGCUUCUCCGCCCACAACAAGGACCAGCUGGCGGCGCUGUGGGGCCAGAGGAAGGGCAACAAGCGGCCAAUGACGUACCAGAAGAUGUCGCGUGCCCUGAGGAACUACGCCCGCUCCGGCGAGAUCUUCAAGGUGAAGAAGAAGCUCACGUACCAAUUCAGCGAGCACACCCUGAUGCUGCUGCACAAGCGUCACGCCGGAGAUCUGUAA
Phycodurus eques (leafy seadragon) is the source of this 581-nucleotide messenger RNA. RefSeq names its product Spi-2 proto-oncogene (gene spi2). The transcript is spliced from 5 exons. Bases 15 to 581 code for a protein of 188 amino acids. Gene Ontology annotation, molecular function: sequence-specific DNA binding; DNA-binding transcription factor activity, RNA polymerase II-specific. NCBI's taxonomy places the organism in Eukaryota, Metazoa, Chordata, Actinopteri, Syngnathiformes, Syngnathidae. Gene Ontology annotation, biological process: cell differentiation; regulation of transcription by RNA polymerase II. The record is from RefSeq and is a predicted model, not a curated record. Gene Ontology annotation, cellular component: nucleus.